AUGGAUAGUACGAAGGCAAUGGCUGCUCAACCUAAUGAUCACACCUAUGAAGAUUAUAAUCCAACAUUGGAGUGGGUCCGAGACAGUGGAUUCGACACCCUACUUGUGUAUAUACCAGGUUUUAAGAAACAACAACUGAAGGUUCAGGUGACAUCAACUCGAAAACUCAGGAUGAUGGGAGAACGCUCUCAUGGUGACAAUAAAUCAAGCCAUUUCAACAUAGAGCUUCCUAUUCCAUGGUAUUAUGAUGCUACUCAAAUCAGUGCAAAGUUUGAGGGUGGCAUACUUCAAGUCAAACACCCCAAGAAUAUUACAAGUCCAGCCAACCCGGUGCAGGAAAAUAAAGCAAACGUAUCCACCGAAACCGCAGAGCCUCAAAAGCCUGCCAAUGAAAAUCCACAAGAUCAAAAGACUGGACAAGAUCAGUUUGAUCAAGAAGUUCCUCCGAGGACCAAGACUGAUGAACUAACAAGUGGAAAAGUUAAUGGGGUAGCAGAAAAGAACACUAGCAAAAGUGAUGAAAAGAGUGAAAAUGAGGGGCACUUUGUCCACGAGACUGCAAAGAUGCACCAGGAAGAAGAAACUGCUGUUGUUAGUGGUAGUUGUAAAGUUAAACUAGCACAUCAUAAGCAGGUUCUUGGAGGUCUGGUAGCAGAGAUGAAGAAGGCAAUAAAAUCAACACACUUGGCUGUGGCUGCUGGUUUAUUGCUCCUGGUACUUGGGAUUUAUAUUCAAAAUGCUAUCAAGUCUAAUGGAGAAUCUGAAAACUAG
Dovyalis caffra is the source of this 771-nucleotide messenger RNA. NCBI's taxonomy places the organism in Eukaryota, Viridiplantae, Streptophyta, Magnoliopsida, Malpighiales, Salicaceae. The record is from the annotation of a GenBank genome assembly.